UGUGUCUGUCUGUCUCUCAGUGUGUCCGCCUGUCUGUCCGCUUAUUGGGCUGGCUUACCCCCGACAGUCAUCUAGGGAUGUUUUACUAACAACUUUCUUUACAGGAGACAACACAAACAUUGACCCAAGUGCUGCAACACUGUUAACUUGAACUAAACUUUAAUUCGUUUACAAGUCAGUUGCACAUUCACUGAAGUUUAUGACUUUUGAAUUAGCGGGAUCAUUUUUCGUCAUUUUUUCUUUAUUUUUGUCGAGGAGCGGAUUGCUUGUUAAAACUACACUUUUUGAAAUAGUUCAUAAUUUCCUCAAAGUGAAACUAUUUAGCCAGACUCGUGAUGGUUUUUCUGUCACUAACAGUAGGCCUACUAGUAGGAUUUAUAGGAAGCCUAACUUCAGCCGACAAGGCUGUUGGCGCAGUGGAUAAAGAAGACCAGCUGCGCAGCCGUCUGAGGGAGUAUGGCCUUAUCACACCCAUCAGCACAGACUCCCAGGGGCACUUUCUGUCCCACCUGCUCUCGGCCAAUCAUAAGCAGCGAGUGAAGCGUGAGGUUGGGCUGGAGGUUGCAGAACCAGCCAGUGAUAGGCUGUUCUUCAACGUUUCAGCAUUUGGCAAGGAGUUCCACCUGAGGCUCCGCCCCAACAACAGACUGGUGGGCCCUGGUGCCAUGGUGGAGUGGCACGACCAGGUCCCAGAACCAGGCAACAGUAGCAGCAUUAUCAGUGUUGGGGUUGGUGGAGAGAAUAGCACAGAAAGGAGCUUCAGCGGUAACGAGAGAAUCCUGAAGAGGGAGCUGCUAAAGACAGACUGCACCUUUAUUGGUGACAUCAGUGAUGUGCCAGGAGCCUCCGUCGCUAUUAACAACUGUGACGGACUGGCUGGAAUGAUCCGAACCGACUCAGAUGAGUAUUUUAUUGAGCCGUUGGAGAGAGGAACUCAGGAUCACGAGGAUCAGGGCAGAGUCCAUGUUGUCUAUAGGAGAUCAGCAGUUCUUCAGGCUCCCUCAGAUAUCUCACUGGACUACCACGAACCAGAAGAACUGUCCUUCCCAGGUGUGACCGGGGUUUUGGACGAGGUGUCACGGCAGGUGAACCAGACAUUGAGAAGGAGGCGCCAUGCUGGAGAUGGCGACUACAAUAUAGAGGUUCUUCUGGGCGUUGAUGACUCCGUGGUGCGUUUCCACGGCAAGGAGCAUGUGCAGAACUACCUGCUGACUCUCAUGAAUAUCGUGAAUGAAAUCUACCAUGAUGAGUCUCUUGGAGUUCAUAUCAAUGUGGUGUUGGUGAGGAUGAUUAUGCUGGGCUAUGCUAAGUCCAUCAACCUGAUAGAACGAGGGAACCCAUCCAGGAGUCUUGAGAAUGUUUGUCGCUGGGCCUUUGUACAACAGAAGGCUGACCCAGAACAUUCUGAACAUCACGAUCAUGCCAUCUUCCUGACCAGACAGGGCUUCGGACCCACUGGCAUGCAGGGGCUGCUAGGAAGAGGCUAUGCCCCAGUAACAGGCAUGUGCCACCCGGUCCGGAGUUGCACCUUAAACCACGAGGAUGGAUUCUCUUCUGCCUUCGUUGUGGCCCAUGAGACUGGACAUGUACUGGGUAUGGAACAUGAUGGUCAGGGGAAUCGUUGUGGAGAUGAGACUGCCAUGGGAAGUGUCAUGGCUCCACUGGUCCAAGCUGCCUUCCAUCGAUACCACUGGUCCAUGUGUAGCGGACAGGAACUCAAGAGAUACAUGAACUCAUAUGACUGUCUCCUUGAUGAUCCAUUCAAUCAUGACUGGCCCCAGCUGCCGGAGCUACCUGGAAUCAACUACUCCAUGGACGAACAGUGUCGCUUCGACUUUGGGGUCGGAUACAAGAUCUGUACAACAUUUCGCACAUUUGACCCCUGCAAGCAGUUGUGGUGCAGCCAUCCUGACAACCCCUACUUCUGCAAAACCAAGAAAGGACCUCCCCUGGAUGGGACAGAGUGUGCACCUGGGAAGUGGUGUUAUAAAGGUCACUGUAUGUGGAAAAAUGCCAACCAGGUGAAACAGGAUGGUUCCUGGGGCUCCUGGACUAAAUAUGGUUCUUGUUCUCGUUCCUGUGGAACCGGGGUCCGCUUCAGAACCCGCCAAUGCAACAACCCAGUACCAUCAAAUGGUGGUGCAGACUGUCCUGGGGUGAACUAUGAGUACCAGCUGUGCAACACAGAGGAGUGCCCCAAACACUUCGAGGAUUUCCGGGCUCAGCAGUGCCAGCUACGCAACUCUCAUUUUGAGUUCCAAAACCGUAAACACCACUGGCUGCCCUACGAACACCCUGAUGCCAAUAAGAGGUGUCAUUUGUACUGCCAGUCAAAGGAGACAGCUGAUGUGGUGUACAUGAAACAGUUGGUGCAUGAUGGGACACGGUGCUCCUACAAAGACCCCUAUAGUAUCUGUGUCAGAGGAGAGUGUGUGAAAGUGGGCUGCGACAAAGAGAUUGGUUCCUCCAAGGUGGAGGAUAAGUGUGGAGUGUGUGGAGGCGACAACUCUCACUGUCGCACUGUCAAGGGAACAUUCACACGCACCCCCAAAAAAGCUGGGAAGACGAGAGGAGCGUUCUCCUUGCCAAAAGGAGCUCGGAAUGUUUAUCUGAAUGAAACUCAGGAUUCUAGAAAUGUAAUUGGUUUCCUUAAGAUGUUUCUGAUCCCACCCGGGGCUAGACAUGUAGUCAUUCAGGAGCAUGAGGCUUCCCCUCAGAUGCUUGCAAUCAAGAACCAGGCGACCGGCCACUACAUCCUAAACGGCCGAGGAGAGGAGGCUCGCACACGCAGCUUCAUUGACCUCGGGGUGGAGUGGGACUACAUCAUUGAAGAUGAGGUGGAGACGUUACACACUGAUGGACCACUGCACGACGCAGUGGUUGUACUGAUUAUCCCUCAAGACAACGAGACAAGGUCGACACUGAUGUAUAAAUACAUCAUCCAUGAAGACUCUGUUCCCAUCAACAGCAACAAUGUCAUUCAGGAGGACACCUAUGAAUGGGCCUUAAAGAGCUGGUCUCAGUGUUCCAAACCCUGUGCAGGAGGAUUCCAGUUCACCAAAUACGGCUGCAGGAAGAAAGGGGGGGUCAAGAUGGUCCACCGGGGGCACUGUGACAUCAGCAAGAAGCCCAAGCCCAUUAGGAGAAUGUGUAACCUACAGGACUGUACUCAGCCUCACAUGUGAAAAAUCUGAUUGAAUAAAAGCUCUGAUAUAUAUGAGCUGCACUGGAAACAGCCCAACUGAGGGAGAGAAUAGCAAUGAAUUGAGGCCAGCAGAGAAGGCCUUGCUGGCCCUAACGGACCGCCUCUGGAUU
Messenger RNA from Esox lucius (northern pike), 3315 nucleotides. It is a transcript of the gene adamts3, whose product is annotated as ADAM metallopeptidase with thrombospondin type 1 motif, 3. The record is from RefSeq and is a predicted model, not a curated record. Gene Ontology annotation, molecular function: metalloendopeptidase activity. Gene Ontology annotation, biological process: extracellular matrix organization; proteolysis. Bases 336 to 3185 code for a protein of 949 amino acids. The transcript has 23 exons. NCBI's taxonomy places the organism in Eukaryota, Metazoa, Chordata, Actinopteri, Esociformes, Esocidae. Gene Ontology annotation, cellular component: extracellular matrix.